This is a messenger RNA of Brassica napus (rape), 607 nucleotides long. RefSeq lists its product as uncharacterized. The transcript is spliced from 2 exons. NCBI's taxonomy places the organism in Eukaryota, Viridiplantae, Streptophyta, Magnoliopsida, Brassicales, Brassicaceae. Bases 16 to 543 code for a protein of 175 amino acids. The record is from RefSeq and is a predicted model, not a curated record.
UCUGAAUUGGAUGGGAUGGAUUGGUCUGUAAAAAAAAUUAAAAGUGGUUCUUAUGUUUGUUGGUUUGGUCUAAAAAAAAAGAAAAAAGUGAAUCCCGAUUCUCCCCGAGCUCCCCUCCCCCCCAGACCACCCAACCUACAGCUCCUCCUGCAGCUCCUCCUCCACUCCCCCUCUCCACCCCUCCUCCACUCCUCCUCCACUCCUCCUCCACUCCUCUCUCUCUCAGCUUCUCGAACGCUGCCGGACACAAUGAGCAAUCACGUCAGAGAUAUACCUGGUAGUCCGAAAGAGAGCUACAAGAUGUUGUAUAGCUAUUUGUACAUGUUAGAGCAAGUGAAUCCGGGGACAAAAACCUGUUUGAAAUUGGAUGAUAGAAGUAAAUUUGAGUACCUUUUCAUAGCUUUGGGAGCUUGCAUUGAAGGGUUUGCAGUUAUGAGGAAGGUGAUAGCUGUGGAGGGGAUACGUCUGAAGAACGGUGGUGUUUUAGUUUCGCGAAAGCUCAGGAUCCUAAUGGUCAGAGUUAUCCACUUGCGUUUGCAGUAGUAGAUGGUGAGAAUCUUGCUAGUUGGACUUGGUUUUUCGAGAUGCUUAAAAGUGUUAUACCAGA